UAAACCACGCACUGGUCGUGGCGUAUGAAGGCGACACCAGGUAUUUUAGGACUAUGUCAACGACAAUCGAGACGACCAUUUCUUUGAGCAGUUGUACAUAAAUAACAUGGCCGUUUGUUCCAGUCAAUAGAUAAUAAAAACCCUACAUUUUUCCAUCAAGUCGGCAUUUAAGCGCGAUCCGCAAGCGCGGAUCCCCGAGCAACGCUGGGCUUGUCUUUUUAAAUAUGGACCGUAUUUUACUUCGUGCGCUUCGGGCAAAACUUGGCACUAAAUCUGAAUAUGACUGGAGUAACCGGGCAUCGCUUUUCGUGCUUUCUGCGUUUUUACAUUGGUGUGGCUGAUACAGUUCCUUUUGGGACGCUGAGAAAGAGACAGCAGAAGACGGAACAGAAGCCAAAGGCGCUCUCCAGUAUGCGCUUUGCGAGUGCUUACAGUCGGCGAGGUGUCCUUUGCAUCGCCACCCGGAUUUUACCGUCGUGAUGUUCAAUAGCUCGGACGUCGAUCCCACUUUAAGCCACCGAGAGCAUCUUGUGGAGGUCAGCAAUGGCACUAUACACAAUUUGCAAGGUCCCACGGCCAUGUGGAAUGAAUCAUGCGGGGAACAACUGCACGACUUCCGAACGGCGGAGAAAAUUAUCAUCGGAGUGAUGCUGGCCAUUAUAACAGCGAUUACAGUGAUGGGAAACACUUUAGUGGUGAUCGCCGUCUCUGUUGUAAAGAAACUCAGGCAGCCUUCAAACUACCUGCUGGUGUCUCUGGCCGUGGCAGACCUGUCGGUAGCGCUCGUAGUCAUGCCCUUUGUGAUAGUGACAGACCUUACCGGAGGCAAGUGGCUCUUUGGGGAGGUUUUCUGUAACAUCUUCAUUGGGAUGGAUGUAAUGUGCUGCACAGCCUCCAUAAUGACCCUUUGUGUGAUCAGCGUAGACAGAUACCUGGGCAUCACACGACCCCUCACCUACCCAGCCCGUCAAAACGGCCAGCUGAUGGCCAAGAUGAUCCUGGGGGUGUGGCUGGUCUCUGCGUCCAUCACCUUACCACCCUUCUGCGGUUGGGCCAAGAAUGUCCAUACGGGUGGGAUGUGCCUGAUCAGUCAGGACUUCAGCUACACCAUCUACUCCACUGCGGUGGCAUUCUACAUCCCCAUGGCCGUCAUGCUCAUAAUGUACUACAAGAUCUUUCGGGCCGCACGUAAAAGCUGUGCCAAGCACCGCUUCACGGACUUCUCCCAGGCCCGAGAGCGCCACGAGGCGGUGGCCAACGAGGCCUUGAAGAUGCACUGUAUGAAGCCACCUGGUGUGGCAGAGGAGUGUGCUGCCCUGUCCCGCUUUCUGACCCAUGAACCCCGCAACAUCUCCAUCUUCAAGCGAGAACAGAAGGCAGCCACCACGCUGGGUGUCAUCGUGGGCGUCUUCUCCAUCUGCUGGUUGCCCUUCUUCGUCCUGACCACCGCCCGACCAUUUGUCUGCGGGGUAGAGUGUAGCUGCGUGCCUUUCUGGCUCGAACGGACCCUACUGUGGCUGGGUUAUGCCAACUCCUUAAUGAACCCCUUCAUCUAUGCCUUCUUCAACCGUGACCUGCGCUCCACCUACAAGGAUCUCCUGCGCUGUCGUUACCGUAACAUCAACCGGCGCCUCUCUGCUGUCGGGGUGCACGAGGCUCUCCGGGUGUAGAAGGACUUUAUGGGAAGGAGAGAACUGUUUCACCACAGGAGAUACCCAUGGAUACUGACAAAAACUGGAAAUCACGGCAGAUCCAAGAGUCAUGCUAGCAGGAUUUCAUUAUAUAAUGAAAUAAGCUCCUUUCGUGAGACACACAACAUAAAUAUGUAUUACAGUAUGUUCCUGAUUUUCAUCAGGGGUGAGAAUCGAUUCUAAUAGUGGAAGUGGGAGAUUUAGGACAGGGCCAUGUGGCCUGACGCUUAAAACCUGCUGUGAGUGCUGGAAGAUGUUCCUCAAAAUUAUGUUAAUUACGGGAAUUAUGGCAGCUGCUUAUUAAUUAUAAACCUAGAGUGUGGGGCAGUGGACUGAGGCCAGAAUCUAACAAUACUGCACAUGUACAGGUAAACAAAUGAAUAUAUUUAGGUUGUAUGAAGCCCCACAGCUAGAUUGAACAUUAUUUAUUUUUUUCUCCCAUAUUGCCUUCCUGUGUCAUACUUAAGCAGAUUUAAGCUGCUUGACAGCACUAAAAUAUCCAUAAUAAAUCUCAUAUCAACAUGACAUGUUGUAGAGUAUAUAAUAUGGUAACUGUUUUUUUUUAUAUUUUGAAUGAGCUCAAAACACAACCACAACAUAAAUAAAAUACCAACACAAUUAUACCUAGAAUAUAUGUGAUUUCAGGUUUAUGGAAAAUUAUAUUAGAGACAUUAGAGAUUACGAGGAUUGCUGAAUAGAUACCACUUUUAGCUAAAGUCCAUGAAAGCAUACAUAUAUAGCAUCUAUCAUGUCAUUAGCGUGCCAAUGGCUUUUAAUGAUGUUAGCAGACAUCUUGUCUGAAUUGUGUCCUGUUCUGUGGAGUCUGCAUGAAUACCACAUAAAUCCAGCACACUGCUUUCAUAGUGAAACGAAAAUUGUUUGGCACUGAUACACUCACACUCCGUAUGCCUCAUUAGUUAUAAGGCAACAUUACACACACCAUAUGACCUGCUUAGUACCAUUUUUACGAGAAGCACAACGUCGAACAAUGAAGGUGGCUUGAUACUUUGUGUCUUUCUGGUAUGUAAUCAUUUAAGGGUACAUUUUACAGGGCCACCAUAUUUCUGAUGAUUAGUUUUAUCGGGGCUGUUGGCAAGAGACACUGUCCUCAUCGCAGUUCUUAAUGCUGUCAUUUUGGGGCUGUGGUAGGUCUUUUAUUAACAUUUUGAUGGUGUCUGAAGGUGCCAAAUUGUGGAGUACACCUUAUGCUAGACUACCAUUAGUGUGGAAACUGAGAUGAGCUUAUAAUGCAUCAAGUUGUUUAGCAACCAAUCCCAGAAAUUGUGGUCAGUGUCGGACAACUCCAAUCCAAAAGUGCUGCACUUCUACAAUUUAUUUGCAGUUUGGACCGAAUUAAAUCCUGAGCACAAAUAUAUCCGUUGAUGAAUUCAACACAAAGCAAUUAGAAGGUGGGUGAAAAGCCUGUAGUCCUCAAGGACAGGAGUUGCCUUGACUUUGAUCAUUUAAAAGCAGGGUUUCUUAAUCCUGACCAUUUCUGCAACCUACAGCAUGUAAUGGUUUCUGUUCCAGAUGGGCUCUUAAAUCAAUUGGUCUUGAUUGAAUUGUUGAUUAAGUAAAUGGUACAGUCCUAAUUCCAUAAGAGUAGGGCAUGGCUGAGCGCUCAUGAAAUUUCAUUAAUUGUCUAAAUACUGCUUGACCAACUUAGAUUCAAUUCAGUUCUAAUUCAGUGUUUCUGUGUUACACAAAUUAUUAAAUUAAUAAUUUAAUAGUAUUUAAAGCACAUUCACACACCAGCAGAUUUUUUCUAUUUUUUGUAAUAAAGUCUUCAAUGGAAUAAAACUAAUGAGCACAGUUGGAUAUUGUUCUUAAAAAAUUUGAAACUUAAACCUUCAACUUAAAUCUUUUUUUUUCCCCACACACUUUUGACGUUGGAAUAGCACACAACUAGGUUUAUUCAAAUUGUUAAUCACGUUUUAUUAAAGCAACAGCUCAGUCAAGGAAUUUAAUAAAGUACUCAUCUGGGCCAAAAACCAGUUUAUGCAAUGGGUCAUUCAAACCAGGUAACGUAUCCUGUUUAAAGUACCUAUUUUCAGGUCAUUGUUUUAACAUAAAAGAACGUCAAAUGACAUUAAAGUCUUGCAACCGUUUGAUCACGUCCAUUCUUUAAAUGACUGCACCGUUGGUUGCUGUGAAAUUGUAAGUACAGAUUAUCUUGCCCGUUUAUGCUAGAGCUGCCAUCCAUUGACUUGAGGAACUG
Brienomyrus brachyistius is the source of this 3909-nucleotide messenger RNA. RefSeq names its product 5-hydroxytryptamine (serotonin) receptor 7c (gene htr7c). Gene Ontology annotation, biological process: chemical synaptic transmission; vasoconstriction; circadian rhythm. NCBI's taxonomy places the organism in Eukaryota, Metazoa, Chordata, Actinopteri, Osteoglossiformes, Mormyridae. The transcript is spliced from 2 exons. Gene Ontology annotation, molecular function: neurotransmitter receptor activity; G protein-coupled serotonin receptor activity. The record is from RefSeq and is a predicted model, not a curated record. The coding region runs from base 480 to 1670 and encodes 396 amino acids. Gene Ontology annotation, cellular component: dendrite; plasma membrane.